Cuscuta campestris is the source of this 1607-nucleotide messenger RNA. Lineage: Eukaryota; Viridiplantae; Streptophyta; Magnoliopsida; Solanales; Convolvulaceae. The record is from the annotation of a GenBank genome assembly.
CGAACAAAUCUAAACUGGAACCGAUCCGAUCAAUCGGGUUGCCAUGUCUUAUUUUAGGCCUAUAUACUCUCUUCAAGUUGUUUCUCAUUCCCAAAACACUCCGGAAUCCGGAUACUUGGAUGACAAACAAAACUCACAGAAUUUUAAUGAGUACUCAAUCCCGUAUCCGGGUGCCACAUAGCAUCACACACACCUAUGAAAAAACUAGAUUAAUCAUCUCUUUGAGAUUUCUGCAACCCACAAUUUCCAUGUCACCAACCUCUAGCUUUGUCAAGGACUUUGCAGCGGAAUUGGGCACAAUACAUUUUUUGUAUCCCAGUUUUGCCACUGUAUUCACCCUUUUGUCCAUUAAUGGGACCUGCAUUUAUUAUGUAGAUUCAGCAGAAGAAUGUACUGACAAGGACGAUCAUAUGACUGAUGAUCCUCCUAAGGAUGCAACUACUAAGAAAGUGUGGUUGAGGGAUGAUGCUCGACUAUUCCUCCAAAUCCGGAACUCAAUUGAUGGGGAUGUGCUUGGGUUAGUUGGCCAUUGUGAAACAGUUAAAGACUUGAUGGACUAUUUGGAAUUUCUAUAUUCAGGUAAGGGAAAUCUUACUCGUAUCUAUGACGUAUGUAAGGCUUUCUAUCGGGCAGACCAGCAGGAUCAAUCUCUUCAAGCAUACUUCAUGGACUUCAAGAAGACAUAUGAGGCCUUAAAUUCAUUGAUGCCCUUCACUCCAGAUGUCAAAACUCAGCAACAACAGCGAGAGCAGAUGGCAACAAUGAGUUUCUUGGCAGGCUUGGCCCCGAGAUUUGAGACUGCCAGAGAAAGGGUCCUUGCAGACUCUGUGGUUCCCACUUUACAGGAUGGGUACUCACGGAUUCAACGUAGUGAAAGUGUAAAACCCAUAGAGCCUUCAGAUGGUGCACCCCAGAAUGCUCUUAUAAGUCAGAGGAUGCAAACUGAGUCACCAAAGCAACCAUAUAAGUCAUUCGUUCGUAGUGGCACCCCACAGAAUCAAGAGCCCAUAAUCUGUCAUUAUUGUCACAAAGAGGGACAUUUUAAGCGUGAUUGUAGGAAACUUCAACUUCAAGGAACUUCUGCAGCGAUCAUCUCCUUCUAUGACGGCAAUUACGAAUUCAGGUAACGAUAGUGCUUGUCUUGUCUCGUCUUCCUCCAAGUGGGUUAUUGAUUCCGGAGCCACAGAUCAUAUCUCAGGUAAUCCUAGUGUCUUCUCCACUUUUCAGCCCUACACAUCUCAUUCCCCUGUUACCCUUGCUGAUGGUUCCACAUCUAAGGUCCUUGGGUCAGGCUCGGUUAUCCUAACUCCAAAUAUGCAUCUGUCUUCUGUUUUGAGUUUACCCAAUUUCUCAUUUAAUCUGUUGUCUCUUAGUAGACUUACUCGUGAUCUUAAUUGCUUUGUCACAUUCUUUUCUGACCAUUGUGUGUUUCAGGAUCUUACGACGAAGAAGAUUAUUGGUGAAGGACGUGAGACUAAUGGCCUGUAUCUUCUCAACACUUCCAUUCCUAAAGCAGCUGCUUGUGUUGGGAUUGAGUCACCUCUUGAGAUUCAUUAUCGUCUUGGUCAUCCAUCCUUGUCCCUGUUAAAGAAAAUUUGUCCUCAAUU